UUAUAAAAUUCCAAAAAAAAUCAAAACAUUUUUGAUCAAAUUUGACUUAAUCUGCACAAUGAUGAUGAGUCGCUACGGAGCCAAGGUAAUGGUAACUACUGGACCAAGGCUCUUCUCUUCCAGUGCCGUGUCUCCCAACCAUCUUUUGAAUUCUAGGGUUCCGGCGAGAGAGUUCAGCAAGAUGACAUUUGAGAAAAAGAAGAAAACGGAGGAUAACCAAUGGGAGAAAGGUUCAAGUGGUGGCAAGGGUGAUCAAGGGAACAAAGGGGAGCAAUUAAUCGUUAGCUAUUGGGGAGUGAAGCCUAUGAAAAUCACCAAAGAUGAUGGAACUGAAUGGAAAUGGAGCUGCUUUCGGCCAUGGGAGACGUAUAAAGCAGAUCUGACAAUAGAUUUGAAGAAGCAUCAUGUUCCAUCGACUUUACCGGACAAAUUAGCUUACUGGACGGUUAAAUCUCUCCGAUGGCCUACCGAUUUGUUCUUCCAGAGGCGGUACGGAUGCCGAGCGAUGAUGUUGGAAACGGUAGCAGCGGUUCCAGGAAUGGUCGGAGGAAUGUUAGUACACUGCAAAUCGCUGAGGCGGUUUGAACAAAGCGGCGGUUGGAUCAAAGCACUCCUUGAAGAAGCAGAGAACGAGAGAAUGCACUUGAUGACAUUCAUGGAAGUCGCAAAACCCAAUUGGUACGAACGUGCCCUCGUGAUCGCCGUUCAAGGCGUUUUCUUCAACGCAUAUUUCCUCGGAUACAUAAUCUCGCCCAAGUUUGCUCACCGUAUGGUUGGAUACCUUGAGGAAGAAGCAAUCCACUCUUACACUGAAUUCCUCAAGGAACUUGAUAAUGGUAACAUCGAAAACGUUCCUGCACCAGCCAUAGCCAUUGAUUACUGGAGGCUCCCUGCUGAUGCAACGCUUCGUGAUGUUGUCAUGGUGGUUCGUGCUGAUGAAGCACAUCACCGUGACGUUAACCAUUAUGCAUCCGAUAUUCAUUACCAAGGUCGUGAACUUAAGGAAGCUCCAGCUCCAAUUGGAUAUCAUUGAAUUUAUUUUUAUCUUAUUGAAUAAGAAAAGAGUUUUUUUUUUGUUCUUUAACGCUUUUGAGCUUCGUAUUUUUACUAUAUAUAAAUAUUCAGUCUCCAAUUUAGUUUAUUCGUUUCUGACGUCUAUCUUAUUAUUUGCGAAGUAAAAUUUUGGAAUCGAGCUCUCACGUUAAAAGUUAGAGUGGUUAAUAACGUUUAUAUCUUAAAUGACUAAAAAGGGAUUACAAGUGAUUUUAAAUGACUUUGUACAAAUCAUGUAUUGAAUAACUUCUGAUUUGGAAAAUAAUUUAAAUAAUUGAUUGAAUAACAAAUUAAGACAACAAAAAAAAUAACAAAUUAACAAGAGAACUAGAUUUUGACCCGCGCUUAAGAAGCGCGGGUUUGAGGUUUUUAAUCUUUAAUAAAUUUUAAAUCUAGUAUAAUUUUUUUUGUUUCACAUUAUAACUAUUGACUUUUAAUGUUUUUAUUAUUCAUUAUUUUUUAUAGUGUGAGAUUAAACAAUUCAUUAUUUUUUAUAGUGUGAGAUUUGUUUGAAAUAGAUUUAAAGAUCAUAUGUAUGUUUUUAAUAGUAAAGAUAUUCAUUAUUAAAAAUAUAUAUUUUAAUUAUUGAACUGUAUUAACCAAUAUUUUGAAAAUCUGAUUGGACCGUACGAUCGAACCAGUCGGUUUCUGACUCGCUCUUCUAACUGGUUCUGAGUUGUGCUAAAAACCGAAUUUGAGUUAAAUCAGACCUAGUUCAAUAUUAAAACCCACUUUUCGCAAAUUCAAGUUCAAAAAUAAAAAAAUGCAAAUUUUAAUAAGAUUUCAUCAAAAUUUAAUAUUGUUUUCUACUACAUAUAUAAAUAAAUUAGUUUUAAAAUGGGACAUUAAUAUUUAAAAAUAUGUACAUUAAUAUUAAUCUGUUUGUUAUGACUAUUUCCUUAAGUUAUUUUCUGUAUUAAGAAAAUAAUAAUAAAAUCUUUAGGUAAAAUAUCGUUGUUAGCUACAAUAUCACUUUUUGUACAUUAAGGAAAUUAUGAGUUGAUAUAUGGAAUAUUACUUUGGCUUAAAAAUAGACUGAAUUAUAUGGUGUUAGUCUAACUAAUAGGUCCAAACAACCUUGCAUAAGUAGAUUUUUUAAUAGUAUAGAUUUUAACAAAAUCUCCUAAAACUCAUUCAAUACACCUGCUUGUGUUUAUUUGAGACUGGGCCUAGACCCAUUUGUAAAAACUGAAACCUUCCCGUUUGGGCCUUUUAAUAUAAAGAUUGACCGACCAUAAAAAAUCGACUUUUCUCUAUAUAUAUAUUAUUCUGGUCAGAUAGAAUAAAAAUAAAAGUCUGCGUUGAUAUCGAGAAAUCGAGAGGCUAGGGUUUGUGAUUCCAAGAGCAAAAGAUGAUCGAGGUGGUGCUGAACGACCGUCUGGGGAAGAAAGUAAGGGUCAAGUGCAACGAAGAUGACACGAUCGGCGAUCUGAAGAAGCUCGUGGCGGCUCAGACCGGAACGCGAGCGGAGAAGAUUCGAAUCCAGAAGUGGUACAACAUCUACAAGGAUCAUAUCACUCUCAAGGACUACGAGAUCCACGACGGCAUGGGCCUCGAGCUCUACUACAAUUAAGGCGAACCGGAGGUGCUGAGCAAAGGAGAGCAAGUGAAUGUUGUUGAUUUGCACACCACCCCCAAUUAAAUAAAAAAACAAAAGUAUUGUCUGUAAAAUUGGCUAAUUGGUUUCUGAUUAUGUAUUAUGCUUUCGUAAACUAAAAUCAAAUGUGUGGUAAUAAGCUACUCUUUCAACUUUUGUCUACGGUACUUUAAGAAGUCUCUUGGUGUUUUCCCCA
Messenger RNA from Brassica rapa (field mustard), 2846 nucleotides. Its product is annotated as ubiquinol oxidase 1b, mitochondrial. Lineage: Eukaryota; Viridiplantae; Streptophyta; Magnoliopsida; Brassicales; Brassicaceae. Gene Ontology annotation, biological process: alternative respiration. The record is from RefSeq and is a predicted model, not a curated record. Gene Ontology annotation, cellular component: mitochondrion. Gene Ontology annotation, molecular function: alternative oxidase activity.